AUGCUGAUCAUUCUCUUGCUCAUAAUUGCACUCCUUCUUGUCAGCUGGGCUCUAGUGAGGCAACAACUUUACUGGAAAUACAAGAAUAUUGUCCAAGGAUUUCCAAAACCAGUUUUCGGUGACACCAUUGGUACAUAUUUACAACUUCAAUCUCUUACGGAUAUGGUCAAGAAUAUAUACUUUUCCUACCCAAAAAAUAGGUACGUGGGAUUUUACCAGAUGUCUAAACCCAUGCUCAUGAUUCGAGAUCCCGAACUCAUCAAACAAUUAGCAAUAAAAGAUUUUGAAUAUUUCUCAAAUCACAUCAACUACGUUCCCGGUGACAGUGAUUUAUUUUGGAGCAAUAAUCUGUUUGCAUUGAAAGGUUCCAAAUGGUCCCACAUGAGAAACAUUCUAACACCUGCAUUCACCAGCAUGAAGAUUCAAAACAUGUUCGAACUGAUAGAUAAACUAUCCACGCAAUUUAUAAACUUUUAUGAAAGGAAGAUUUCAGAAGAGCAAACUAUCGAAUUGAAAGACGCUUACACAAGGUACGCUAAUGACGUGUUAGCAAUAAGCGUGUUCGGAGUGAAAUGCGACUCAUUGGUACACCCGACCAACGAAUUCUAUAUGAUGAGCAAAGAUCUUACAAACAUUAUGAGCUUUUCGAGACUUUCCAAGAUAUUCCUACAUUUUCUUCUCCCGACAUUGGCUAAGGCGCUGAAAUUUAUAAUAAUUCCAGAAAAGGUCAGCGCAUUCUUCCUGCAAUUAAUUAGCGACAUUUUAAGGGUACGUAAACACGAAGGUAUCCUUCGUCACGACAUGCUUAAUACGCUGAUGAAGGCGCGAGAAAAAGAUGGCAUAUCAAUUUCCGAUAUUGAAAUCACCUCAAAUUUCUUGAUAUUCUUUUCGGCCGGUAUCGUAAACACAACCUCCCUGAUGUGUUUCGCCUCUUACGAGUUAGCCCUAAACCCGGAAAUCCAACAACGAGUCAAACAAGAGAUCGAAACAGUUCAUCAAAAAUUUGGUAAAUUAACAUAUGAAGCGGUUAUGGAACUCAAGUAUUUGGAUAUGGUUUUGAAAGAAACCAUCCGCAAGUGGCCACCAGGUUUCUUUUUAGACAGGCGUUGCGUUAAAGAGUACACCAUCGAGCCUCAAUUUCCAGACGAAGUAGCCGUACAUUUGAAGCCAGAUGACGUGAUAUGUUUUCCCGCAUCUGGACUUCAUUAUGAUCCCAAGUACUUUCCCAAUCCAACCAAAUUCGAUCCGGAAAGAUUUUCGGAUUCUAACAAAUACAGUAUUCAUCCAUACACUUAUUUGCCUUUCGGAGUUGGACCUCGCUCUUGCAUAGCUUAUCGUUUUGCAAUGAUGACGACCAAAAUUAUGUUUUUUAAACUAAUCAGUACGUUCGAGAUCGUGGUCAGUGAAAAAACGUGUGUUCCGUUAAAAAUUAGCAAAUUCGAUUUAAUGAUGACGUCAGCCGACGGUUUUUGGCUAGGUCUUAAACGAAGGUACGUAGGAUUUUACCAGAUGACUAAUCCGAUGCUCAUGAUUCGAGAUCCAGAACUCAUCAAGCAAUUAGCAAUAAAAGACUUCGAGCAUUUCUCAAAUCACAUCAACUACGUACCAGGAGACAACAAAGUCUCCACGCAAUUUGUCACUUUUUAUGAAAGGAAGAUUUCAGAAAAACAAUUCAUCAAAUUGAAAGGCGCUUACACAAAGUACGCUAUUGAUGUAUUGGCAAUAUGCGUCUUCGGAGUGAAGUGUGACUCAUUGGAUUACCCGACCAACGAAUUCUAUAUGAUGAUCAAAAAUGUUACAAAAAUUAGCUUCUCGGGAAUUUCCAAAAUGUUCCUCCAUUUUCUUCUGCCGACAUUAGCUAAGGCUGUGAAUUUCGAGAUAAUCCCAAAAAAGGUCAGCGCGUUUAUCUUACGUUUAGUUGGUGAUACUCUAAGAUUGAACGAGAAAAAGUUGGUUUAUAAAUUUCCGAUAUUGAAAUUACCUCGAAUUUCUUGGUAUUCUUUUCGGCCGGCAUCGCGAACACCACCCGUAAACCCGGACAUCCAAGAACGAGUCAGAAAAGAGAUCGAAGAGGUGCAUCGAAAAUUUGGUAAAUUCACAUAUGAGUCGGUUAUGGAACUCAAGUACUUUGAUAUGGUUUUGAAAGAAACCAUCCGCAAGUGGCCACCAGGUUUCCUCUUAGACAGGCAUUGCGUUAAAGAGUACACCAUUGAGCCUCAAUUUCCAGACGAAGUGGCAGUACAUUUGAAGCCAGGCGAUGUGAUAUGUUUUCCUGCAGCUGGACUCCAUAAUGUUCCCAAGUAUUUUCCCAAUCCAAGCAAAUUCAAUCCGGAACGAUUUUCGGAUUCUAACAAAUACAGUAUUCAUCCAUGCACUUAUUUGCCUUUCGGAAUUGGACCUCGUUCUUGUAUAGCUUAUCGUUUUGCCAUGAUGAUAGUCAAAAUUAUGUUCUUUAAACUACUCAAUAAAUUCGAAAUCGUAGUCAGUGAAAAAACAUCUGUUCCGUUAAAAAUCAGCAAAAAUAAUUUAUUGUUAACGUCAACUGAUGGCUUUUGGCUAGGUCUGAAACGAAGAAAAAUAUAAACAAAAUAGAUAUAUAUAUAAGAAAUUCAUCAU
Nicrophorus vespilloides is the source of this 2616-nucleotide messenger RNA. RefSeq names its product cytochrome P450 9e2-like. The transcript has 10 exons. Gene Ontology annotation, molecular function: monooxygenase activity; oxidoreductase activity, acting on paired donors, with incorporation or reduction of molecular oxygen; iron ion binding. NCBI's taxonomy places the organism in Eukaryota, Metazoa, Arthropoda, Insecta, Coleoptera, Silphidae. The record is from RefSeq and is a predicted model, not a curated record. The coding region runs from base 1 to 2583 and encodes 860 amino acids.